AUGCCACCAAAGAAGAAGCAACAACAGCAACCAGUGAAGAAGAAGAAGGACAAUGUCGACAAGACGUUUGGUAUGAAAAACAAGAACAAGUCGACUAAAGUUCAAAAGUUUAUCAAGCAAGUUGAGUCCCAGCAGGAUCCAAAGAAGGAAGAAUUGAAGAGAAAGAAGCUCGAAGAAAAGAGACUGAAGGAAGCUGCUGAGGCGGAAAGAAGAGCGUUGUUCAAUCCAGUAGAUCAGAGAGUCAAGGCGGGUGUUGAUCCUAAGACUGUUCUCUGUGCGAUGUUUAAAAUUGGUAACUGUAACAAGGGUGCUCGUUGUAAGUUUUCGCACGAUUUGAAUAUUGGCCGUAAGGUUGAAAAGAAGGAUUUGUACCAGGAUACAAGAGCUGAAAAGGAGUCUGACACUAUGGACAACUGGGAUGAAGAAAAGUUGAGAAGUGUUAUCAAAUCUAAGCACGGAAAUCCAAGGACCACUACAGAUAAGGUUUGUAAGUACUUUAUUGAAGCCGUCGAAAAUGGUAAGUAUGGUUGGUUCUGGGUGUGUCCGAACGGCGGUGACAAAUGUAUGUACAGACACUCUUUGCCAGAAGGCUUCGUGUUAAAGACUAAGGAACAAAAGAGAUUGGAGAGAGAAGCUUUGGAGAACAAGCCAAAAAUCACAUUGGAAGAGUUUAUCGAAACAGAAAGAGAACGUUUGGAUAAGAGUAAUCUAACUCCAAUCACAAUGGAAAACUUUGCACAAUGGAAGAAGAACCACAAGAUUGAAAGACUCAAUCAGGAGAAGGAAAACGCAUCAAAGAAGAAACCAACUGGACGUGAAGUUGUGCUGAAGAAAUUCGCUGAAAACAAGAAGUUCGAUAUGCUGGAGGAAACCGAUGCAACAAAUGGCUCUGCUUGGGAUCUAACUGAAUUCACAACUGCUCUAAAAGAGGUUGAUGGUAGCAGCUCUAGCGGUAUCAAAGAUUAUGGUGAUGGUAGCAAUCCAACUUUCGAAAUUCCUAAAAAGAACGACGAACCUUCAAAACAAAACGCUGAACUCACUGCAUGA
This is a messenger RNA of Kluyveromyces marxianus DMKU3-1042, 1047 nucleotides long. RefSeq names its product translation machinery-associated protein TMA46 (gene TMA46). Bases 1 to 1047 code for a protein of 348 amino acids. Gene Ontology annotation, molecular function: metal ion binding; mRNA binding. The transcript has a single exon. The record is from RefSeq and is a predicted model, not a curated record. Lineage: Eukaryota; Fungi; Ascomycota; Saccharomycetes; Saccharomycetales; Saccharomycetaceae. Gene Ontology annotation, biological process: cytoplasmic translation. Gene Ontology annotation, cellular component: cytosol.